Messenger RNA from Pyricularia pennisetigena, 6675 nucleotides. RefSeq lists its product as uncharacterized. The record is from RefSeq and is a predicted model, not a curated record. NCBI's taxonomy places the organism in Eukaryota, Fungi, Ascomycota, Sordariomycetes, Magnaporthales, Pyriculariaceae. Bases 1 to 6675 code for a protein of 2224 amino acids. The transcript has 3 exons. Gene Ontology annotation, molecular function: protein binding.
AUGGCUCCAGGUUUGGUCUCUCCCAAGAUGCCCUCGUCGGCACCUCACUCUCUGUCCAAGACCAGCAGCAGCCACACUGCGCACCACCACUACCACCACGAAGAUGGGGGAUUCUCGACCGAGACGGUCGAGAGCCGCCAGCGCCACCUCGGGCUGCGCAAGAUGGGCUCCCGCAGCAGCUCCAUGGCAAACGCCUCGAGCAUUUCCAACGUGGUCUACUCGAUCAAGCGGCGCAGCUCCGAGGAGCUCGGGUCCAACAUCUCGGCGCAGCUUCUGAGUGCUACGCACGAGUCGGUCCUCGACUGGAUCAGGGCGCAGCGCAUGAGCGACCUCCCUCCCGAGGGCAGCAGCUACGACAAGGUGCUCGCCUGGGCGCGGCUCUUUGUCGACAGGCUGCACUCGUUUGAUCAUGCCGUUCAGGAGUUUGCCGGGGACAGCUAUCUUGCUGCUCAGCUUGCUUAUGGUUAUUGUUCUCUCCUUCUCGAGCUCGGGAAAGAAAAUGCCGGCGCACUCAUGGUCUCGUUUGGAUUCUUCUAUUCCAUGUCGGUGCCCCUGGUCAACCUCCUCGAGUGCACUGAGCUCUUUAGUGUCUCGCAAGAGACCAGCGAGCAGCUCGUCAUGGCCCUGUCGGAUCUCGUCACGGUGGUUGCCAGCGUUGCAACCUACUUCCACAAGGCCAUUCGCGGGCUGACCAACACUUCGGUGUCGGUCAACAUCUACUCGACGUUUGCACCUCAGAUCAAGACUUUUCUUGAACGCUGUGAGAAGACGGCAGAGUCCAUUUGGAAACAUGAGCUUCAGAGGGAAGGCGCUGAUAUUACCAAGAUUGCCAAGCUCAAGACCGUCAGUCAGUGGAUUGCGCCAGAGGACCACGUCAUGUCCAGCGUCCUCACUUCGACCUAUCAUCUGGCUCAUGACCGCGAGGAACUGACCUGCCUUUAUAUUGGUACCCACUUGACCCGCUUCCUCAGGAGCUCGCAGAAGACCAUGCUCCUGAGUGGACCGCAGGGAUCUGGCAAGACGAUCCUCGCAUCGGUGAUUCUCGACUACCUGCAGCACCCCAUUGCCGGCGUCACUUACAACACUCUGUUUGUCCCCAUCGACGCGCGCAUCCCGGCCGAGACGACCAGUCGUGCCGUCGCCAAGUCGCUGCUCCACCAGCUCUUCCAGAAGCGUACAGGAAACGUCAAGCUUCUCAACAUUCUGAUCGAGACUUAUGAACGGUCCAUCCGCUUCGCUUCCGAUGAGGACCACGACGAUAUCCUCUGGAAGGCCGUCGAACGGGCCGUGGGUGGUGCCACUAUCCUGGGCAGCAGGGACCUUGUCAUGAUCGUCGACGGCCUUGACGAGUGUCCCUCUGGCGAGGAUGCUCUGUACCGGCGACUCCAGGCCGUCGUGACUGCCAAGGGCGCAAGCUCGGUCAAGCUCGUUGCUCUCGGUUCCAAGCCUCAGCAGGGCGUCCAGAACCUCGAGGUCAACGAGGAUCUGAUCUUUGACGACAUCGCGGCGGUUGUGCGUGAUUUCUUUGAGGACUACGACGUGUUCCUUUCCAUGGACGAGAUGGAACGCGAGACUCUGAUAGCCCGCAUCGCCACCCUGUCCAAGGGCUCCUUUGUCUGGGCCAAGCAGGCGAGCAAACAGAUACGGCACCACGGCGCGUCCAAGAAUCUGUUCGAAGCCCUGGAGGAGAUGGAAAAGUGCACCGUGGGCGACUUUGUGCACAGGACGCUCACGGCGCCCGAGGUUACGGACCAGACCAGGCUCAUGCUGGCGUGGCUGGUCACGGCGGAGCGACCGCUGACGGUCAAGGAGCUGGCGGCGCUGGCGACCAUCAACCUCGACAGGCAGAGCAUCGACCACGACGUCAAGAUGGACGUGAUGCAGACGCUCAAGCCGGUCAACUCGCUCGUGUACAUGCAGGACGGGCUGAUGUACCUCCGUCACGGCAUGGUGCGCAAGGCCGUGACCAGCUGGCUCAACGGGCACAGGGGCUUCGUCAGCGACCGCCACGGCGACCUGGCCACCAGGCUGCUCGUCUACAUCAACUCGACCGUCACGGAGCAGCACGAGUGCAGGCUCACGCCGCCGCCCAGCCACGAGGUCCAUCAGCUCACCGGCCGCCACACGCUGCUCGACUUUGCCAUGCGCUACUGGCCGCUGCACCUGCGCAAGAGCUUCGCCUACCUCAAGCCCGACGUUGGCGAUUCCGAGGCGGCCAAGCUGGUGGCCAAGGUGGUGCCCAAGAACGCGACCGUGGUCCAGCUGCAGGCCGCCUUGUGGCAGCACCGCCCGACGCCGAUGCUGCUGGCGUGCCACACCACCAUGACCAACAUUGCGCGCCGGACCCUGACCGCCAGCAGCCCCGUCACGCUGCAGUCCGUCAUCUUCUUGGCCGGCAUCUACCGCCAGAUCGACUUCAGCCCCGAGGCCACCACGCUGUUCUACGAGGCCUCGACCGUGGCCAACACGCUGCUGACCAGCAAGAACAAGAUCACGAUGCAGCUCUGCCGCGCCUUUGUCGACAUCACCACGGGCCGCACCACGACGUCCAAGAACGACAUCAUCACGACCCACCGCGAGCACGUCCUCCAGAUCCUCGUCGAAUGCUACAGGGCCCAGUACGGACACAUGUCCGAGCACGUCGUCGCCACGCUCAAGCUGCUCGUCGAGCACUACCGCGCGACGAGGGAAGAGACCAAGGCCGAGGAGACGAUUACCAAGAUCCGAGCCAUCAGCAGCACGACCGAGUUCGGCGCCAGCACCACCACCAGCACCACCACCACCGUCACCGAGGACGACUCCCGUCCCGAGGGAGACCUGCAAGUCCACCUGCGCGGCCGCAGGGGGUCUCAGUCCAUGGACGAGGUGGUGGUCUUGACGCUCGACGUCGACGAGCACGACGAGCCGAUCGAGAGCCACGCCAAGUACGACUUUGAGUUCUUCCUGGUCAAGGCGGAGCGGUACGUGGCCGAGGCGCGCGUCGACCUGGCCGAGAGGACGUACGUUGAGAUCUGGCAGCGCGUGACGCGCGAGUACGCCGCCACGCGCUCCGCGCUGUGGGAGGAGCGCAAGAUGAAGAGCGUCGUCUGCUACGCGCGCUUCCUGACGCAGCAGGGCCGCACCGCCGACGCCAGCAGCAUCCUGUCGACCGCCUGGGAGGAGUACAAGUCGUCGCAGGCCAGCGCGUCCAUCACCGAGGCCACCUGCAGCAUGUACGUCGAGAUGGCCGGCAUGAUGAAGCGCGUCGGGCUCGUGUCGGAGAGCCUGGCGCUGAUGAAGCACUGCUCCAACUUUUACCGCAGCACAAACAAGACCGAGACGUCGACUUAUCACGAGCUGCAGCAGAAUAUCCAAAGCACUUCGCAGGAGCUGGUGCAGUCCAUGAGCAGCAGCAGCAGCAGCAGCAGCAUGACGACGACGACGACGACGACGACGACAACCGUCUCCGAAUCCAUGCUGGAGGAGAUGGUGCUGGAGCAGAGCAGCUCCGUCAACACGGUCGACGAGAGCACCUUUGCGGCCUCGAGCAGCCUCGUGCGCCUCUACAUGAAGCAGCACCGCCUGCAGGACGCCACCCGUCUGCUCAAGAGGAUCCUCGGCGGCCUCUGGCCGUCGCUGUUCACGCCCAACGUCGAGGACGUCGUGGCCCCGCAGAAGCUGGUCGAGCAGUGCGUCGACCUGGCCGAGCGGCUGGCCGACUGCUACCACGCCCGCCGCCGGCGCGCCAAGGAGGAGGACGUGCGCGUGCGCGUGUACCGGGCGAUGCGCACCUGUCGCAAGGUCGACGACGAGCUGCGCCGGCGCGUCGCGGCCGAGCUGGUUCUGUUCCUCCGGCGGACGGACCAGUCGGAGCUGGUCAUCACCACGCGCCAGGAGAUGCUCGACGACCACGUGAACCACUACGGCGACAGGCACCCCAAGGUCGUCGAGAUGCUGUGGGAGCUCGCCGAGCUGACCCGCCCCCGCCCCGUCUUUGUCGAGUACUACCAGCGGAUCGUCAAGGCUCUGCACCCCCACAGCACCGACGACGUGCCCCCGGAGGCCUUUGAGCCCCUCGACGUCGUGGCCACCGAGCUCUGGAGCAAGGGACGAUUCCCCGAGGCCGCCGGCUACUACAAGGUCGUCUUUGCCUGCUUCCUGCGCCAGCCCAAGCUCAGCCCCAAGCUGAACGACGCCGGGUUCGUCAAGACGCUGUUCCAGCGCUACACGCACUGCCUGCGCAGCGUGCGCAGCGACUUUGCCGUCGUCCACAAGGUCUCGGUCGACUACCAGACGCAAUGCAAGAUCGUCUUCGGCCUCGGCGCGUCCAUCACCAUCCAGGCCACCCUCCACCUGGCCAAGGUGUGCCAGGAGUCGAAGCGCUACGAGGUCGACGCCAUCGUGCUCUACGAGGAGCUGCUCAAGACGCACUCUGACGAGGUCGACCACGGCGAGAUCAGCUCCAUCCUCGACUCCAUCUACGAGGCGCAGGCCGACCUGAUCACCUCGACCAGCGGCGCCACCUCCAACACGGCCGUGUCGUCGGACCAGGUGCAGCGCGUCAUCAAGGUGUUCAAGAAGCGCGUCGCCACCAUCCGGGAGACGCACGGCUGGGCGCACGAGGAGUCGCUGUCCAAGAUGAGCGAGAUGGUGCGCUUCUACAACAGCCAGCAGACGUCAUCGUCGUCGUCAUCGUCGUCGUCGUCGCUGACCCACGACGAGAUGGCCCGCAACACCGAGACGGUCCUGUCCGAGCUCAAGCAGGCCACGGUGCACAUCCUCUCGCACGAGACGUUCCCGACCCGCCUGAUCGCCGCGGCCUCUACCAUCGCCUCGAGCUACAUCCAGUCCAACCAGACGCACAAGGCCACCGAGAUCAAGCAGGAGCUCUACCGCCAGGUCGUCAUGAAGGACAAGACCAACGCGUCGAGCUGCGGCUUCGACCUGACGGGCCGCGGACGCGAGAGCCUCGUGUUCCUGGCCGAGUUCGAGCACUCGCUGCACCCGCGCCACCACUCCUUCACCGCCACCGACAUCCUCGCCGAGCUGACCACGCAGUACAUGUACUUUGAGGAGUUCCGCGGCCUGCUGCAGUCCGCCGGCUCCCUGGGCGCCGUCAUGGCCUCGGCGUCGCGUCUGCACAAGUUCCUGACCUCUUACGAGCGGCUCGACGGAUCCAGGCGCGUCUUUGACGAGCUCGCGUCCUACUUUGUGAAGCACGAGGGCGGGCGCGUCGGGCUGGAAAGGCCGCAGGUGGACGUUCUCUUGAGCAACCUGCUGUGCUAUUUUGGCACCUUCACCUCGCAGAACUUCCCCCGCUCCGUCGGCAUCAGUGGCAUCCGCGGCGUGGAGGAGCUGCUCAGGGAGCAAAAGUACGACCAGGCGGCCGACCUGGCCACCGCCACCUGGACCUACGUCUCGGCCGACGACAGCUACAGGACGGACCCGGGCCUGGCGAAGCUGGUGCUGAUCCUGGGCCUGACGCUGGCCGACGGCAGCGGGCGCAGGUACCUCGACGUGGCCGCCUCGCAGGCCGUUCCGGGACAGGCGCGGCACGCGUUGCCGCCUCGACAAGGAGGCAUCCCCGCAGCAGCAGCAGCAGCAGCAGCAGCCAAGGACGACUCGUCGCAGCCGACGGCGCGCCCUCUGCCGGAGCCCGCCGCGGUCCUCGCCAGGCCCAAGGCGCAGGCGCACUCGAGGCUCCUGGCGGCGUCGGCGCCCAUCACGCGGCAGGUGCUGCAGGUGCUGGCGUCGAUGCGCAUCUCGCUGUCGCACGUGUCGCUCGUGCACCUCAACAACCUCGUCGCGGUGCUGGGGGCGCAGCGCGACCACGAGACGCUGGCGUGGCUGCUCACGACGCUGUGGGAGUCGCGCGAGGCCCAGGGCGGGUCGUGGCCCGUCGGCGUCACCCUGGCCCUGGGCCGCCGGUACAUCGUGGCGCGGUACCUGGUCGGCGACGCCACCGCCGCCGUGCGCCUGGCCGAGGACAUGGUGUACAACUGCCGCCGCGUCCACGGCGCCAGGCACCCGCGCACCCUGGGCAUGUCCGUGUUCCUGACCAAGCUGUACACGGGCAUCGCGCAAAAGUACCAGACCCUUGCCGGCGGGACGACGAGAAGCAACAACAACGGCGGCCGGGACGUCGCGGCCCGCUACUACAAGAAGUCGGCCGCCGUCCACGAGAACAUCCUGCGCGCCUUCAGCGACCCGACCUUUGCCGACAUGGAGGGCGGGUUGGACGGCAGCAUGUGCCUGGACGACGUGCCGUCAAACCAUGGCGGCGGCGGCGGCGACGGCGGCAGCACCAGCAGCAGCACCAUCAGCAGCAGCAACGGGCUCGAUGGCCUCGUCGGCGGCGACGUCGAGAGCAUGGACGGCAGCGUGCAGCUCGCGUCCGACGGCGACAGGGUCAGGAUGCACCUGCGCUACUUCAAGCUGGCCGUGCAGAGGCUCGGCGCCUGGCCCAAGGACUACAAGGAGUACGAGCGCCUCAACGCCGACAUCUUCCGCGAGUUUGGCGACUGUCUGCGCGGCGUCGAGGGCGUGGAAAGGUGGAAUCUGGACGCCUUUGGCCAUGGCAAGGCCGAGAGCUCCGAGGACAUGCUCAACAUUGACGAGUUUAAGCACUGGGAACUGAUUAGUGGAAGCGGUAUUAUGGUGCAGGAGGAGGAGGAGGAGGAGGAGGAGGAGCUGUGA